CUGCUCUGCUUCUCCCCUCAGCCUUGAGUAGUGCUUGGCCGUGCUCCUCCUGAGUGCUCCCUGGGAAAGCGAUAAUGAUCACAUUCAUGAACAACUCAGACAGCGAGGAGGAGCCCUGCAAUGAGAGAACAUCCCUGAUGUCUGCAGAGAGCCCUCCAGUACCCUCCUACCGGGAUGGCCUGCAAGCCUCAGAAGCAGGGGAAGCGCAGGCGCAUAGGAAGAGGCGAACAGGUAGCAGCCGUAGCCCUAACAAUACUGCUGAUGGGGAUACGUCUGACUCGGGUGUUCCAGUGAGAGAAAGCGCCAUGGAAAACGAAGAGGAGGAACUGACUCUGAAAUAUGGAGCAAAGCAUGUAAUCAUGCUCUUUGUGCCUGUCACCCUUUGUAUGAUUGUUGUCGUCGCCACCAUAAAGUCAGUGCGCUUCUAUACGGAGAAAAACGGGCAGCUGAUCUACACCCCUUUCAGUGAGGAUACCCCAUCUGUGGGCCAGCGUCUCUUGAACUCGGUGUUGAACACCAUCAUAAUGAUCAGCGUGAUCGUUGUAAUGACAGUGUUCCUAGUUCUGCUCUAUAAAUAUCGCUGCUACAAGUUCAUCCACGGCUGGCUCAUCCUGUCCUCUUUGAUGCUGCUCUUCCUCUUUACCUACAUAUAUCUCGGUGAAGUAUUGAAGACCUACAACGUGGCCAUGGAUUACCCCACUCUGUUCUUAGUCAUCUGGAAUUUUGGAGCUGUUGGAAUGAUUUGCAUACACUGGAAAGGUCCCUUGCAGCUCCAGCAAGCAUAUCUCAUUAUGAUCAGUGCUCUGAUGGCACUGGUUUUCAUUAAAUAUCUACCCGAGUGGUCAGCAUGGGUGAUUCUAGGUGCAAUCUCCAUCUAUGAUCUGAUGGCUGUUCUCUGUCCCAAGGGGCCACUGAGAAUGCUGGUAGAAACUGCACAGGAGAGAAAUGAGCCCAUUUUUCCUGCAUUAAUAUAUUCCUCUGCUAUGAUAUGGACAGUUGGAAUGGCAAAGCUGGACACAGCAGCAAGAGGACCAAGUCAGCAGACAUGGGAUGCAGCUGAGGAUGGGAGAGAGAACCACAGGAGCCCUUCACACGCAGACUCUCAGAUAUCGGAGACGAGGAGUCCUGUUCCAACCCGCCCCGUCACUUCUUUCGAGGAGCUCGAGGAGGAGGAAAGGGGUGUGAAGCUGGGCCUUGGAGACUUCAUAUUCUACAGCGUGCUUGUUGGGAAAGCAGCUGCCACAGCUAGUGGAGACUGGAAUACUACGCUGGCCUGCUUUGUAGCCAUUCUCAUAGGUUUAUGCUUAACUCUUUUAUUACUGGCUGUUUUUAAGAAAGCAUUGCCUGCUCUUCCCAUCUCCAUCACCUUUGGCUUGGUCUUUUACUUCUCGACAGACAACCUUGUGCGACCAUUCAUGGACACCCUGGCCUCCCACCAGCUGUAUAUUUAGAAGAAGUGGGAGUUAGAGGAUUCUUUUUAAAGCUUUGCUGUGAAGUAUGGUACGUUGUUUGGAAUAAGUCAUAAAGUUUUGCACUUAGUGCCAUAUAUUUGUAAGGAAAACACUAACUCUGUGACAUGAUGUGUACUAAAAAUCUAAUAGUUAGAUGUUGAAGUGAGAUUUUUUCAUAGGACUCUUGGGACUCCAGUGAAAAGCCUGGCUCACUGCUGAUGUCAGAGUGUUACUUUUAUGUUAUUUGAUGUGCCCACUGGCUGUUGGGAGCACAGAAACCUGUAUGUAGCAUGGGACACUGGAGACGUGAAGGGUGUGAUCUGUGCUACCAGAAGCUAAGGUGUAUUAGCCCUGGAAUUGCAGUCAAGCUUAACUGUACUCCAGAAUUUUGAAGCAUUGCGCAAACAUGCGGUGCAAACUUGUGAUCAGAAAAGCGUAGCAGUCAGCAGGCACAGAACAGAGCACUGCAUUACACCUGGUUGUGAGCAUUAGAAAAGUGAGGUUGAACUUAAUAAGCUGGCCUCUGUGCACACAAUUUCUGUUGAAAUUGCCCCAAAUGCCUAUUUAUUCUGACCUUAGUGAGAUACAGCGAGCCAUGACGCAUCUAGCCAGGAUGUCAGUGGUGGGAUGUUUAAACGUCAGGCUUCUGGUCCUGAGGGCAUCCACCACCGCAGCUAACAGCUGAAGGCAGGGCUGCCCUUUCCAGCGCAUCAGAUCCUCAGUGUGGGAAGACAGAUUCUUUUUCCUGUCUCCUCCCAGCAUUUUAUCUUUUUGGAAAUCUUUUUCUGGGUCUAUACUACAAUCCUCAAAUUACCAUAGUGUGGAAAUUUCUGCGCAACUCCAGUAAAUCAGUUGACUUGUAACUUCCUGUGUGUAUUUCUGGUCUCAUUUCUGCACAUUGUUGUAACUACUCCAAAGGACCAUUUGCCUUCCCUGUAUGAAAAGGUCCUCUUACACUGAUCGAGGCUUGGUUUACCUAGUUUUUGGUACUGUUUAAAGAUGAUUUUGUUUUAAUUACAAAUUUUAAAACAGCUAUUUGAUGUCAAAGGGACUCUUUUGGAAAUGCCCUGUCACAGUUUGUAUCAAAAUAUGGGGGUGCAAACUUUAAUCUGCUGUUACAUUACUCUACAUAAGGCAUCGUUAAUGCUAGGAAUAUUUACACAGUCUCAAAUGAGUUCAUUAAAAAAAAAAAAUCACAGUGCUUGUUGCCAGUAAGAAGUACAGUUUUGACUGAAUCUUACUGUUUUCACCACCUUUUAAAAUAAUUUUAUUUCUACCUCGAGAGUAAUUUUUUUAGAAAUAGCCAAGUUCUGUGAUUUUUUUUCUUUUCUUUUUAAUCGAGUGUCUUAUUAUGCAAACAAGCUCUGUUUUCUUUGACAGCUGAUCAAUGUCAGUGUUUCAAAAUGUAACAUUAUGCAAGGUUUUGUGAAUAAUGCAAUGUCAUUGAGAGAUGCAGAAUUUCAUCUCUGAAAAUAGUUUUUAGAUAAGGCUUUGAACUACACAUUUUUAAGGCGGUGCUUUUUCCAAUGGACUUGUUCAACCUAAUCUUUGAUAUUCAACAAGGACAUCACACAGGUGAUUCAUACAAAUUUUUAAAAAGUGCAUAAGGGUUUUUACAAGUUGUGUGUUUCAGUUUGGACAAGUAAUUUUUGUUCUUUGUUUAGUUUUCUCUCCUCAUUUCUUACAUUUGCAGUGUUUGGACUUAACAGCUGCAGAGAAAGUUAAUUAUUACUAAAAGGUAUUUCCUUUGGAAACAUAAAUCACUAGAGCUCUGUCCGCUGAUUUUUAAGAUUUAGGUGAGAGUUGUUCUUUUUGUUUGUUUGGGGUUUUCUCUCUUUUAACUAAAACAGGUAUGGGGCCCAGUCAGAACACAGUGACUUGCAAACGUGAUUUUACUUCUUGCAUUGCAUGGUGUAGAGAGGAUGUAGAAUAUUUAUAUGUACUAGAAGAAAAAUCCUGCUUGGCUUAACAGGGUUGUAGCAUGUUAGAAACAAUUUAUUUCUAUGAAAGCAGAGUUGAUAUUUGAAGGAAACUUGGGGGGCACCUUCAAAUAUUGAAGGAUCCCUACUGGAGCUGGUGGUUUUCUGCAGAUUUGUGCUCGCCAAAGAUUGGUCUUCAAGCAAUUCUGCAUAACUUAUAAAAAUUGUAAUUUAAAAGGUAACUGAGCAACAGAUUCUGUCAGUGCAACAAAAUGUAUUGUCCUGGUGAGUGAUAGAAGUAUAUCAUGUAUAUAGUGGAGUGGUUUUAAUUGUGUAAAAGUUCAUAUGUAUUUACUACAAAUAUAUAUACUCACUGUGUGUGUUUAUGUGUGUAUAUACACACAUGCACAGAAGUUUUAAAACAAUAUUGAGUGAUUUCUCAUCUCAUUUGACAUUUUCACCUGUGCAUAAAGUGAAGUUUUGUUUGUGAUGUUAACAUUGUGCAGCAUGGCCUAAGAUGUGAGAAUGGAGAGGGCAGGAUUUACUCCCUAGUUGGCUACUACAUGAGAUACUGACUCAGUGACCUGGCAACUUGAAUGAGCAAAGCAUUUGUCUGUCUACUAUGUUCAUUCACUGUUUUCAACUUGCUGCAUGCUCUGCUGAACUGCAGUCUCUUCCACCCUGAAGAAAUCCUAAUAUUCCCACUGAUGUGCAUCCCUGAAAAAGCACAGCUCUCAGGUAGGCUGGGGUGAUGCCCGUCUUGAUGCAGGUGUCGCUCAACUGUUGCCUGAAGUCUUAUAGGAGGUGCAUUGUCUUGGCAUUUUCUUACAUGAUCCCUGUCACACCCACUCCUCCUCUCCAGUCUAAAAUGAGCGUCUCAAUGCGUCUAGUCUCAGAUGUGGCUUGAGCAUACACCAAUCUCUAACAUGUAAGACUGAAGCUAAGUCCAUGAACAAAGAUGUAGUGGUAAGCCUGCCUAAUGCAAACCCAAGCUUUUCAUUGGUGGGAGAUAUGCAGCCUCCUUGCAGCACUUAGUGCCUUUGUUAGAAGCAUGUGCAAUUCAAUCAGUUUGGCAUUGUUACCUUCUGACCACACAGUUGCUGCUUGUGCUUAUUGAUAUGUUUCUUCUUGCCGCUUCGUUGUUGCUUUUGGUUUCAAUUGCUUUGGGGUUGUUUAAAGUGUACACUGUGCAUCGAAGACUGGAGAUGCGUUCUGCCCACAGAGAGUGCACAAGAAGCAGCACAGUCAUGAAGAAAGUACAAGAAACAGGAUAUUCCUUGCAGUAUCAUGCAGUGCUUCUACAGCAGCUCUCAUCGAAUACUCAAGGUCUCAUUCAUAAAACCUAACUUCAGACUCCUAAGGGAAGUCGCUCAGAAAGGAGUCAAUCUCUGCUAGAAAUGUUGUCUCCUUCUGGUUCACAGAGAGAAGAGGGCACAUUUGCAAUAUGAGGUGUCUCAGCAAGAGCUUUAUAAACACUGCUGGAGCUGGGGCAACGAGGGUUAAUAGAUACAUCAAGGUCACAGCACACGCCUACCAGUCAGGAAAAGGAGCAGUAGUCUGCUCUCCCAUAUCUCCUUUGCACCAGUUGCUAGUGAAGUCUCCUCCAUGGGACAAUCGGAUGAAGUUAGAUGGACCACCUCUCUUUGAGUAAAUGGCACUCGCUGAUGGGAGUCUGGUGAAGAAUAGCUCAAGGCCCACUGUCCUUGCAAAACAAAGUAUUUGGAGGUCUCCCUGCUACUCUCAAAGCAGUAAAUUUCUCUGCUUUGUUCUUGCCUUCCUAGGUACUUCCAGUUAAUCGCACAGUGGUUUUUGCCUGCCUUUUCCUUGUAACUCAAAUUGCAUUUUGGUUUAAAUUAAAUAUAUAAUUAUAUUUUCUUAUUGUUUCCCUCAGUCCCUGGUUUCCACUUUUCUGCAUUAGAGAUGCUCCUUGGCAGCCACGGGAGGGCAGUAAGUCUACAUGGAGAAGUACCAGCCAUUUUAAAGUACUCUGCUGCAUGCCCCUUGUUUUUCAGUGAGGCUGAAGGCCCUGGAGUCUCCCUCAUAGCAAGGAGAAAGCAGGCACCCCACACGCCAGCACAGCUGCAGUUUUGGCUCAGCAAGGGAGAGGGUUUGAGUGGAGCGAGCUCACACUGUACCAGAAUCCAUUUAAAACCAGCUGGUUUCAAUGUGAUGCCAUGUUCAGCACUGCAGCUCUGGGUGAGGUGCUGCUGUUACAUUGCACACUCCAUUUUAUUUGGGUUGCCCCCUAUUUUUUUUUUUUUAAAGCAUUCAGCCCUAGUUUCAGUCCUACAAACCCCAAGCAUAAGUCAGGGGCUCCUCUAGACAUCGCUAAAUUAUAUUUUCUCUUGAGGAUUUUCAAGAAGCAAAGGAAUAAUUAUACUUACUGCUUUCUCAUCCCACCUCUUGCUUGCAGUCUCCUGUUCUGUCCCAGCAGGUCUUGCUAAUCUGGAGGGGAGGAAAAAGGAUACACUGCUGUCAUUUCAGCUCUCAGCACUGGGGAAUGUAGGAUCUAGCUAGAUCAUGUCUGUGCUGUCAGGAGGACCAGGGGCUAAUCUACUUUUCUUGAACUCCAUUGCUUUAUAAGAAGGCUGCCUGGACAGAUGUAUCUUUGCCAUACCACACUACUCAUACUUUCCCCAUAUGCACUGUUGCAUCCCUUGUUGAAUUUAUCCUUGGUUCCCCUGCCCCCAGUAAGGUAAAGUGAUGUGAGCUGUUCCCAUUCAACAAAUGGGAAACAGAGCAAGAGUAAGAGAGUAAAUGCUGGGUUUAAGCUUGGUUACGUAAGAAAGAUCUGCCUGCAUCAGAUCAUGAUCAUCAAACAUGAUCGCACAAGUUGCCAUCCUUCCUUUUGCAUCUUCUUUUUGCUGCAGGUCUGCUAUCACCUAUCUUUUCCCACUCUAAAUUUAAGACAUUUGCCCUGGGCACUCAAGGAGUUAAGUGAAUAUGAACUGUUAUCUUCCCCUUCGUGCGACAUGUUUGUUUGACAGCUGCCCAAGAGCACAAUUUGAGAGGUGGCACUGCUCAGCACUAUUUAUGGCUCAGUAUUAAAAAAGAUAUAAAUAAACAGAGACUUUGAAGUGGAACUAGCUAAACUCCGUGAUAUAGAAACCUGAGACAGGUACAGGGCCAAGUAGUUAGAAUGGAAGUUUUCCAAACUGGGAAUUGCUAAAGUCCUAUCAAACGCAGCCUGAAAUAAGUGACGGCUCCCCAGGCCAACUCAGGAUUAGGUCUGUGCAGCAAUAAAUGGUGCGAAGCCUGGCACUCCCAAACUGCCUUGCAGGGCCUGAAAAAUCAGAAGGGGGCAGAGUAAGAAAAGCAUUAGGCCUGUUUUCUCCAAUAUCAUUGGUUUCCAUGAUUUCAGGGAGACCUUGCUCGCCCCAGUGUAAAACGUAACUCCACAGCUAACUUGCAAUAAAGCGGAGUAGGAACAAUGUAAAAAGAGUGCAAGAGCAAGUGUGGAAAACUGAUCCAACCUUCUAACUUAGCCCAUGCUAUCCUCAAUCUUUACAAAGCUAAAAUAAGCAAUUACAAUUGUCCUUGACUUGGUAGAGCUGCAUCUAUUUAUGAAAGAACCGGAGUCUUUGGAACUGGUAUAAGGCAAGCAAGAUCUCUGGAGCUGAAGGUAGGGAGGUAUUCAAGAUUAUUUUUAAAGCUACCUAUCCACAGCUUUGAUGUACCAACAGUCAGUAGCAAUAAAAUGCCAGUAGCGUUAACAAUUAUUCCAACAGGAACUUCUUACCCCUUCAUCAUGCCAGACAACAUAUGCCCUCUCCAAACAUGGCCUCAGUGAUAUUCUGGGAAGUUCAAAUUUGAGCUAUUUUUGUUCUCCAAAUAUUGUGCCAAAAGUCAGUCUUCCAGCACUGUUACGUGUGGUUUCCAAGAGGCAUGAAAACCAUUUGACUUUCUUCUUUAAUAAGGGGAAAAAAAAAAAAAUCUGAUUUCUGUCCCUAUGUGAUUUGGGUGGGCAAGCUAAGAACUGAAAUGGCAAACACACUAAAUGAUUUCAGACAACUCCUUGUGUUGCCAAUGCAAACUCCAGGCUGUGCAGAACACUAAUAGGGAAGAGAAAUCCAGCAAACGCGCUUGGCUGUAGAGGCUAUGGCUGGUCAGCCUAGGGAAGAAUACAAGGUUAGAAAAAAUGAAAUGUACCUGAGGCAUGGCUCAGAUUUAUAAAAGAGGAAUGGGGUGCUGCCUGUUAUGGCAGUGCAGCUAUAGCUUUAAAGACUUAAAUAGGAUGGGAAAAUGAGGGCUAGCAGGGGACAUAAGCCAUAGCAAAGGCACUUAGCAUGUAAAGGGUUAGGUCACCUUCCCUGUUACCAUUGUGUGUGUGCAUGCUUUUCAGUGCCAUCACGAAACAGGAGUGCUGCUGCAGAGAACAGGGAGAAUAUCUGUUCUUCAGGGAAGGAGCCACGUUUCCUAUGCUUUGAAAGCAGGCUGCUGGUUAAACUGAAGGGAAAGUUGUCGAAGUCCAUGGAGUGGAUGGCACAGGAUGUAGUCACUGUCCAGGCUUUAUCAUUAGAUACUGUAUCUAGUGGGAUUGCUGUAGGAAAGGGCCAUCUCUGUGCUCCCACCUUGGGCUCCUCCAGGCUAGAAAUCUUCUUGGAAGUGUCUGGGAGUUGAUGGGAGAGUGAACCUGCACUGCUAGUUCUUGGCACUGCUGUGCCUGAAGGCAAGCUCUUUUCCCUGUGCACAGCUACACAGCACGUUGAAAUUACUCUGCUGUGCUUCCACUGAGGCUUCCCAAGCACUUCUUUAGGAGUCAGGCUUCAAGAGCACAAGAAUGCCAUUAGUCCUAUUUUACAGAUAGGAGUUGAAUAAUCUGCUCAGGGUCAAAUGAAGGGCUUAACCUGGAUGUCUGGACCAUCUCUUGGUCGGUCAUUCCUUCCAGAGGCUUGUAUUAACUGCUGGCAUCUCCCUCUUAGCUGCACUCGGAGACCUGUCAGUCAGGAUAUUCUGCCAGCAAUCGAUCUCUCUCUCCAGGUAUGUGGACACAGAUGUAGAUACUAGAGGUCAGAUUAUGCAGUCCUUCUCAACUGACCUCAGGAAUUGGAUCAAUAGCCGCAGCAAAGCAGAAAAAGAGUCAGCAUCCAAAGGUAGCAAUGAUUCUGCUUUCCCCCUAGACUGACUGCUAGAAGUAAAUUGUUGGAACUAUCUGCGAAUCACCUUCAGGCAAGUGGAUUGAGCUUAUGAGUUUGUCUGUUUGCCACACAGGCACUCAGAAAAACCCAGCAGCUUUCCCUGUCUCACUCCCACACCUUGCUGCGUGUUGGAACAGCGAGGCGAGAUGCCAGGAAGCC
Molecule: messenger RNA, 8667 nt
Organism: Egretta garzetta (little egret)
Lineage: Eukaryota; Metazoa; Chordata; Aves; Pelecaniformes; Ardeidae
Gene: PSEN2
Product: presenilin 2
Exons: 10
Coding region: 75-1451 (458 amino acids)
Biological process (GO): calcium ion transport; protein processing; Notch receptor processing
Cellular component (GO): cell surface; growth cone; lysosomal membrane
Molecular function (GO): aspartic endopeptidase activity, intramembrane cleaving
Source: RefSeq, a predicted model, not a curated record